Molecule: messenger RNA, 1263 nt
Organism: Parathielavia appendiculata
Lineage: Eukaryota; Fungi; Ascomycota; Sordariomycetes; Sordariales; Chaetomiaceae
Product: methyltransferase
Exons: 2
Coding region: 108-1193 (361 amino acids)
Molecular function (GO): tRNA (cytidine-N3)-methyltransferase activity
Source: RefSeq, a predicted model, not a curated record
GCCGAAGUUGCAUCUCAGCAAGCGCAGUCCAAUGACCUGCGGCCACUGCUAGCAGCUGCUCAACGGCGCGCCAAAUCAUUUUUGGGUUUCUUCCCACACCGCCCGACAUGACGGUCGACAGUGCUCCGGCCGGCGCCGCUUUCCAGGCUGACGCCCAAGAGAAGCUGGCUGCGGAGAUGUCCUCGCUUGAAAUAGCGCCGGACACGCAGCAGCCCACGCUCCCUCCCCACCGGUCGCACGAUCCCCAGUACAAUCAGAAGAGGAGCGACCCGUUCCAGUUUGGGUCUCGCUACCUCGGGGAGGAAGACGACGUUUUCGAGUUCAAUGCAUGGGACCAUGUCGAGACUGACGACGCGUACAAGGAGUACGCUGAGCAGCAGUACGCCAUGCAGCGCCAGGCGCCCGUGUCUGACUUUGACAAGAUGCGCUUCAAUUCAGAUCCCGCGAAGUGGUGGAACCUCUUCUACAAGAACAACACGGCCAACUUCUUCAAGGACCGGAAAUGGCUCCAGCAGGAAUUUCCCAUCCUGCAUAGGAUGACGCGGGAGGACGCCGGACCUGUGACGCUUCUAGAGAUAGGCGCCGGUGCUGGGAACACAGCGUUUCCUGUCCUGGCCCAGAACAAGAACCCCAAGCUGAAGCUCCACGCCUGUGACUUCUCCAAGAAGGCCGUCGAGGUCAUGCGCGCUCACGAAUCGUACAAUCCGGAAGUUAUCCAAGCCGACGUUUGGGACGUUGCUGGAGACGACCUUCCGCCAGGGCUUGGAGAAGGAUCCGUAGACGUGGCGAUCAUGAUAUUCAUUUUCUCUGCACUGUCACCAUCGCAGUGGAAGAGGGCGGUAGAGAACGUCUACCGGAUGCUCAAGCCAGGCGGCGAGGUCUGCUUCCGCGACUAUGGGAGAGGUGACCUCGCCCAGGUUCGGUUCAAGAAGGGCCGGUACCUGGAGGAGAACUUCUAUAUUCGGGGGGACGGCACACGCGUCUACUUCUUUGAGAAGGACGAGCUGGCCGAUAUUUGGAGCGGCAAGCUAAGCCAGCCUGCGGACGGCGAUCCUACCGAGGGCGAGGCGGCAACCAUCCCGCCAAGCUUUGACAUUGAGGAGCUCGGUGUUGAUCGUAGACUGCUUGUCAAUCGUGCCAAGAAGCUGAAGAUGUACCGGUGCUGGAUUCAGGGCCGGUUUAGGAAGAAAUAGACAGCAAACAAAUGUGGCAGUCAGUUCUAGUAGGUGCAGUCAAGUAUGGUAUUGUGCAAGAUCUGACUAG